Messenger RNA from Pipistrellus kuhlii (Kuhl's pipistrelle), 1837 nucleotides. It is a transcript of the gene CDO1, whose product is annotated as cysteine dioxygenase type 1. NCBI's taxonomy places the organism in Eukaryota, Metazoa, Chordata, Mammalia, Chiroptera, Vespertilionidae. Gene Ontology annotation, molecular function: cysteine dioxygenase activity; ferrous iron binding. Gene Ontology annotation, biological process: L-cysteine catabolic process. The record is from RefSeq and is a predicted model, not a curated record.
GUGUGUGUGUGUGUGUGUAGCUGUCUGGCUGGCAGCUGGGGUCCCUCGUCCCCGGCUCCUAGGCUCGCUCAGCUCCUGCGCUGAAGCCCGGCCGUGAGAAAGGCGUGCGCGCCGCCGAUUCUGCAAAGGAUGGAGCAGACCGAGGUGCUGAAGCCCCGGUCGCUAAACGACCUGAUCCGCAUCCUGCACCAGCUCUUCGACGGCGAGGAGGUCAAUGUGGAGGAGGUGCAGGCCGUCAUGGAAGCCUACGAGAGCGACCCCGCCGAGUGGUCCGUGUACGCCAAGUACGACCAGUACAGCUUCCCAGCCGCCUCUCCUUGCCCCGGCCUCGGGUGCAGAGCCCUGGGGAGCCGACUGGCCGGACUGACGGAGGCUGAUGCUCCCGGGGAGACCUGCAUCAGCCAUCCAGGAGGAAAGGGUAACAACGGUGGGGGCACAAUUCCCCGCCGCUGGCUCUCCAUCACUUCGCCCUCUGUGGCCUGCAAGCAAGCACCUGCCAACAGGUACACCCGAAAUCUUGUGGAUCAAGGAAAUGGAAAAUUUAAUCUGAUGAUUCUAUGUUGGGGUGAAGGACAUGGCAGCAGUAUCCAUGACCACACCAACUCCCACUGCUUUCUGAAGAUGCUGCAGGGAAAUCUAAAGGAGACAUUAUUUGACUGGCCUGACAAAAAAUCCAAUGAGAUGAUCAAGAAGUCUGAAAGAAUCUUGAGGGAAAACCAGUGUGCCUACAUCAACGAUUCCAUUGGCUUACAUCGAGUAGAAAAUAUUAGCCAUACGGAACCUGCCGUGAGCCUUCACUUGUACAGCCCACCUUUUGAUACAUGCCACGCCUUUGAUCAAAGAACAGGAUACAAAAACAAAGUCACCAUGACAUUCUAUAGCAAAUUUGGAAUCAGGACCCCAUUUGCAACUACAGGAUCACUGGAGAACAACUAAAGAGCACCCAGCCCUCUACGAGCUGUGCAAAGUUUUGCCUUCAAUGGGAAGGCUUCUCACCAUUUGCUGUUCACUUUACAAAGCCAAUACUUAGGUCUCCUGUAAGGCAGAUGCUAAUUAUAAGGCAUGAAGGAAGCAAAUAGUGCCCUAAGCAACUAUAGAAGAAAAAUCUCACUAAAGAAAAAAAAAAAAAAAAAAAGGCUUGUGAUUUUUAAAGGCCAAAUCAAGUACUCUCCUGGUCUUAUUCUUUAAAUCAGGGGUGGGAACCUUUUUUCUGCCAAGGGCCAUUUGGAUAUUUAUAACAUCAUUCUCUGGCCAUACAAAUAUCAAUUUAAAAAUUAGACCUUUAUAUUUGGUCAAACAUUUAAUUAAUUCAGCUCUACUGCCUUGGCAGGGCUAGACCAAAUGAUUUUGCAGGCUUUACACGGCCUGCUGACCAACGUUUCCCACCCCUGUUCUAAAUCUAUUGGAACCAGACUGGGAACGUCAGUGAAGGGUUUUAUAGCUUUUGGGAGCACUCUGGUCUCUGAACUAUAAUUAGCAAUAUAUAAAAACUAUAGACAUCAAAUGCCUGCCUUGUGACUUGGAUAACUAAAUGUAGAUGUCUUUAGUAUACUUUGUAUGUUCUUAAUAUUUGAAGAGAAUUUUUGGAAUCUGUGGAUUUUAUUUUUACAAUCAUAUUUUACAAAUUCCUGUUCUAUAAACAAUGGGGUUUUGUAGAUAGAGAAACUUAAAGUACUUUGACAUUUGGUAAUGAAAUGAAGGGCAAAGGAUUUAGAAAAGUAGAUGUAUUCAAACCCACAACAAACCAAAAACAUAAACUCAUGUCUGGUAUGUCCAGUGGCCAUAGUGAAAGACUUUGUACCAGUCUCAAAUUCUAAUAAAACUGGAUUUGAAUACA